Molecule: messenger RNA, 729 nt
Organism: Harpegnathos saltator (Jerdon's jumping ant)
Lineage: Eukaryota; Metazoa; Arthropoda; Insecta; Hymenoptera; Formicidae
Product: transcription initiation factor TFIID subunit 11-like
Exons: 2
Coding region: 1-729 (242 amino acids)
Source: RefSeq, a predicted model, not a curated record
AUGGACGAUGAGUAUUCCUACGAUGAGUCGGAGUACGACGAAUCGUUGGACACGAACGACGUCUAUUAUUCGUCCGACGAGAACGAGGCUGAUCGAGACGACUCGGAUGCGUCGAGUGACGACGCGUCAUCGUCGCAUUCGGAGAACAUUCGCUCGUCGACUCCCGACAACGAACGCGGCAUCGACGAUCGCUCGAGUUCGAAUAACGAGAAAUGCUGCAACGAGGACAACGACGAGAACCGUUCAUCCGACGAACGCGGCAUCGACGAUCGUUCCUGUUCGAAUAACGAGGGGUGCUGCAACGAGGAUGACGACGAGAGCCAUUCCUCCGACGAACGCGGCAUCGGCGAUCAUUCGUGUUCGAAUAACGAGGGAUGCUGCAACCAGGAUAACGAUGAUAAUCGUUCCUCCGAUGAAAGUGAUAUCGACAAACGUUCGUGUUCGAAUAACGAGGGCUGCUGCAACGAGGACGACGACGAUAACCGUUCCUUCAAUGAACGCAAUAUCGACGAUCGUUCGUGUUCGAAGAAUGGAGAAUGCUACGACGAUGACGAAGCGACGAAACCGAUCGUCGUGCGAUUGGAUCUGCCGAUUGUACUCGCGCGAAAAAGACCCUUGACCGUGCAACUGCCCCGCGAAGGGAUGAGCAACGCGAUCGACAGCGUGAAUAUUGUCACGCGCGAGCGCAAACGCCCGUGCGUACGAUUGUUCAAGCAUCACAGUGGCUAG